CUAAUGUCAUUCAUUACAUGUUGUAUAUUUUGUUUGUAGCGUGUCCAUUAAUUUCUAAUUUUCAAAGUAGGUAAGGUAAAAUAAUUGUAAUAUCUGAUCAGUUUAAAAAAUAUUCCAGCUAAGAUGACUGCUUCUGAGGUAUCGUUUAAUCGUAAAAUUAUAUCAGAAGAUUUGUCGAAUGUCGAGUUCGACACAAGCGAAGAUGUGGAAGUUAUUCCAACGUUUGAUUCAAUGGGAUUGCGGGACGAAUUAUUACGAGGGAUAUACACUUACGGAUUCGAAAAGCCCUCAGCCAUUCAACAGCGUAGCAUUUUACCUAUCGUUAAGGGGAGGGAUGUAAUAGCACAGGCUCAAUCAGGCACAGGCAAAACUGCCACAUUUUCAAUUUCUAUUCUUCAGUCACUGGAUACAACAUUACGCGAGACCCAAGUCCUGGUAUUGUCACCUACACGUGAAUUGGCAACACAAAUUCAGAAAGUUAUCCUUGCUUUAGGAGAUUUUAUGAAUGUACAGUGUCAUGCUUGCAUUGGUGGCACCAAUCUUGGUGAAGAUAUUAGGAAGUUGGAUUAUGGUCAACAUGUUGUUUCUGGAACCCCAGGGAGAGUGUUUGAUAUGAUAAAGAGACGUGUCCUGCGGACUAGAUCAAUCAAGAUGCUAGUAUUGGAUGAGGCAGAUGAAAUGUUGAACAAAGGUUUCAAGGAGCAGAUAUAUGAUGUCUACCGUUACUUGCCCCCAGCUACACAAGUAGUACUAAUCUCAGCCACAUUGCCCCAUGAAAUACUUGAAAUGACAUCAAAAUUCAUGACUGAUCCCAUUAGGAUCUUGGUAAAGCGUGAUGAGUUGACAUUGGAAGGCAUCAAACAGUUCUUUGUGGCAGUGGAACGUGAAGAGUGGAAAUUUGAUACACUUUGUGAUCUGUAUGAUACAUUGACCAUCACACAAGCUGUUAUCUUCUGUAACACAAAGCGGAAGGUAGAUUGGUUGACUCAAAAAAUGCAGGAAGCCAACUUCACAGUCAGCUCUAUGCAUGGUGACAUGCCUCAGAAAGAAAGAGAUAACAUCAUGAAGGAAUUCAGAUCUGGUCAGAGCCGUGUCCUCAUCACAACUGAUGUAUGGGCCAGAGGUAUAGAUGUGCAACAAGUGUCUCUAGUCAUCAACUAUGACUUGCCAAAUAAUCGUGAGCUGUACAUCCACAGAAUUGGCCGUUCUGGCCGCUUCGGACGCAAAGGUGUCGCCAUUAACUUCGUCAAGUCAGAUGACAUCAGGAUUUUGAGAGACAUUGAACAGUACUAUUCUACCCAGAUAGAUGAAAUGCCAAUGAACGUAGCAGAUUUGAUAUAAUUCCUUAGAACCACACAUUACUCAAUACUUAACUAAGAACUCUAUCGGUGGAUGGAUCAGUGUAACAUUCUUUCUGUAAAUUUUCCACAUCAUGCAGCAAAUAUCUGUUAUAUUAAGCCAAUUUCAUUGAAAUGUCUUAUUAUAUAAUAAUUG
Molecule: messenger RNA, 1494 nt
Organism: Achroia grisella
Lineage: Eukaryota; Metazoa; Arthropoda; Insecta; Lepidoptera; Pyralidae
Gene: eIF4AIII
Product: eukaryotic initiation factor 4A-III
Exons: 5
Coding region: 124-1341 (405 amino acids)
Cellular component (GO): catalytic step 2 spliceosome; nucleolus
Molecular function (GO): ATP binding; mRNA binding; RNA helicase activity
Source: RefSeq, a predicted model, not a curated record